AUGGAUUGGAAGUUUCUCCAGGGUCUUCUCAGUGGGGUCAACAAGUACUCCACUGCCUUCGGACGUAUCUGGCUAUCAGUGGUCUUCGUCUUCCGGGUGCUGGUCUUUGUGGUGGCCGCCGAGCGGGUCUGGAGCGACGACCAGGGACACUUCGACUGCAACACCCGCCAGCCGGGUUGCACCAACAUCUGCUACGAUUACUACUUCCCCGUCUCCCACAUUCGCCUCUGGGCUCUCCAGCUCAUCUUCGUCACCUGCCCUACCUUCAUGGUGGUGCUGCAUGUGGCGUACAGGCAAGAGAGAGAACGCAAGUACCAAGUCAAGCAUGGCGGCGAGGGAACUCACCUGUACGAUAACCCAGGCCAAAAGCAUGGCGGCCUGUGGUGGACUUACCUCAUGAGCCUCUUCAUGAAGACCGCCUUUGAGAUCACUUUUCUGUACUUGCUCCACUACAUCUACGACAGCUUCAAGCUUCCCAGGAAGGUCCAGUGUGAUGUCAAACCCUGUCCUAAUUUGGUGGACUGCUACAUAUCCCGGCCCACCGAGAAGACCGUUUUCACCUACUUCAUGGUGGGGGCGUCCGUCGUGUGUGUGGUGCUCAACAUCUGUGAGAUUUUCUAUCUGAUUGCUUCCCGGAUGGUGAAUCUCAAACAUCGAGGCAGCAUCCACACCUUGUCUAGAAAGGUCCAUCCUGAGGCGGACUGUGAUGGCUGCAAGUCGUCUCCUAGAUCAUAG
Messenger RNA from Micropterus dolomieu (smallmouth bass), 735 nucleotides. RefSeq names its product gap junction beta-3 protein-like. The transcript has a single exon. Gene Ontology annotation, cellular component: connexin complex. Lineage: Eukaryota; Metazoa; Chordata; Actinopteri; Centrarchiformes; Centrarchidae. Bases 1 to 735 code for a protein of 244 amino acids. The record is from RefSeq and is a predicted model, not a curated record. Gene Ontology annotation, biological process: cell communication.